UUACCAAGGAGGGAUGGGGUGUUUGAGAUUGCGCGUGCUGAGGGGAGAGCAUCGGAGCUUGUGAGGGAAGGGAGGAAAGAAAAGGGGAGGGGGGUGAACAGAGAGAGAAAGAGAACAGGAGCUUGUGAAGAGAAAGAGGGAGGGAGCUUCAGGCAGCGAGACUGGACUACCGCUCAAACACUGCAGUCUUUCUUUUUGCCUCUCUGUGGAAACUGUCUUUCUCUUCUCCCUGCCUGUCUCUCCUUCUUGCUUAUUCUUUUCUCGCUGCUUUGCAAUGACCCCAGUGGACACCUUGAUCUCCUUGCCCACCUAGAGAAGAGGAGAGAAAUGCUGUAGCGGAGGAAGGAGAGACGAGAAGAGGGGACACCGCACACUUUGCUUCACUGAUGAGAGUCUGGAAAUUAAUUAACCGCCGUCAGCACAGAGGGGGGAGCGCAGAGAGGGGCUCAGUGUGAGGUGCAGGGAGAGAAUAAGCGGGAGUUGAAGAGGGCGAAUUGCUAGAUGUGUGAAGAGCAGGCUGUGGAAGAGAGGCAGGGUAACCCCUAGACACUUUUCAGAGACAAAAAGGACAAGUUAGGGCAGAUGCAAAAAGAGCGAGGGGGGAACUGGGCAAGGCAGGAAUUCAACAGGGAUACUAAUCCAAGAAGCCAAAGAAUGGUCCUUUCACAUCCGUUAUUCAUCCUCUCACGCUUCUUUUCAUAACAUCAUCCUUCCCUCUCAUCUCCUUAUCUGUUUUCUUUUUGCAUGUCAGCAAAAGCACAUCGACAACCACAUGCCGAACACUCAGCCACGACUUAGACCCAAGCGUAGCAUUUCAUUCUCAGCUGAUGUGAUACUGAGUAAAAGAAGUUGAUUGGCCGACUCAGGGGUGCCAUUACCUCCCGGCCGAGAGCACCUGCUCAGGAAUUUCUCAUGAGACCAGGUAGGACGUUUCUGGAUCAUUUCGCCAGCCCAGAACAGCCGGAGAGGUCGAGCCGAAGCCCUCCGGUCGUUUACCUGAUUGAAGCGUUAGGAGAUGAAACCGCAGACCGGCUUAUCUCUCAGAGCAUGACACCUGUGUUUGAGCGAUUACAGAGAGGGAAACAGGGAUGUGCAGAUGUGUGUGUGUGUGCUGGGAUUAUGUCCUAAAUACACAGAAUUACACAGGUGUUGCGGCAGGAUUAUGCAGAGUCUCCUGCUGAAUAUAGUAGCACUGUAGGAUUAAAGAGACGAACUCAAGUCAAGUGGAUGGCAGCACAUUAUCUUCUACAGAUUAAGUCAGAUCAAGUGUGUUCACACCUGUGGUAAAAUUAAAUCAGCUGCUCCAGGGUUUGACAGGGGUUGUAACUAUUUUGAGGUAAACUGAGGACAGGUUGAAAAAUCACCAAAAUCCAUCUCUCAGCGCCCAGUGGAAUAACUCCUGGUCCCUCGUUGUGGACUUUGCUCAGACCUCAAGUACACAAAGUGACUAUCAAAGACUCUUAAAGGCUCAUUCAGCUUCCAUAAUGAGACGCUCGAGCACAGACGAGACUCCGUACCGGCGCAGUCCGUCUCUGGACAGCAAACCUGACACGCCGCCGUUCACUUCUGGGUUUCACCGAUUCAGCGGGGAGUUUGAGUACAAGCGGCCACCGUUUGCAUUCGGCUUUCACACGACAAAAGGGCCGCAGACGUCCAAGGGGCGCUACGCCCAGGGGAAGAAGUAUGUGGUGUUUUACCUGGACCUCUCCUUCAUAUUCCUCCUAGAACUGCGGCGCUGCAGGAUGGCCGAGGGUUGCAUGAUGGCCCUGCGAUACGGAAUGGUCUUCUUCAACCUCCUUUUCUGGUUGGGAGGAUGUGGCAUACUUGGGGUGGGAGUCUGGCUCUCAGUGACCCAGGGAAACUUUGCCACCCUAUCAUCAUCCCUUCCCUCCCUGUCGGCAGCCAACCUGCUCAUCGCAGUGGGGACCAUCAUCAUGGUGAUUGGCUGUUUGGGCUGUGUGGGAGCUGUCAAAGAGAGCCGUCCUCUGCUGCUGACAUUCUUCAUCCUCCUUCUGCUCAUCUUCUUCCUAGAGAUUCUGUCCAUCAUGCUUUUCUUCAUCUACCAAGACGAGAUUGAUCACUACGCCCAGAGGGAUCUGAAGAAGGGUCUCCAACUCUUUGGCACAGAGGGCAACGUGGGUCUGACCAACGCCUGGAUGAUAGUACAAACUGAUUUUCGCUGCUGCGGAGUUACCAACCACACAGACUGGUUUGAAGUUUACAAUGCCACCCGUGUGCCGGACUCCUGCUGCCUGGAGUACAGCGACAACUGCGGCCUGGACAACCCAGGAACGUGGUGGACAGCGCCGUGUUACGAGCGUGUAAAGGACUGGCUUAAUGAGAACCUGGUGGCACUUUGGAUCUUUGCUCUAUGCACAGCACUUACUCAGAUCCUGGGCCUGGUCUUCUCCAUGACGAUGUUCUGUCAGGCAGUGAAAGUAGAGACCUUCUACGCCUAGCGAUCGACCUCUCUGCCCUUCAGCACACUUGGAUUGUUUCUCAUCAGAGAGAGACAGAUAUAGUCCCCCCCCCCCUCCUUCUUUCUCUUCCUCCUCCUCCUCCGACAGACUCUUCUUUCUUUGUCCUCUCUGUGACAUUCCCUCUCGGAUGUCACCAGUUCACAGUUUCUCUGCUAACUAUCAACAAGCACAGUGUCGAUGUAAUACCUGAGUUGGUUCCUAUGGUUUGCUCUGUGUCAAAAGCUAAUUUCUGUGAUACAUUUUAUGAAGCAGUAUUAUGAACAUGUAUAAAAAAAGUGUAACCCUUUUUUUUUUUAAUAUGUGUUUUGUUCUAAAUUAUUUUAUGGUUUGUAUGUGUUUUCAAAAUGGGAGCUACAGUUGGGAAAGUGCUUCAAGUGCAUGUCUCCUGCGAUGGUGUGUAUUAAAUGUUUUGGCUUGACUAAA
This is a messenger RNA of Epinephelus lanceolatus (giant grouper), 2903 nucleotides long. RefSeq names its product tetraspanin 4a (gene tspan4a). Gene Ontology annotation, cellular component: plasma membrane. NCBI's taxonomy places the organism in Eukaryota, Metazoa, Chordata, Actinopteri, Perciformes, Serranidae. The record is from RefSeq and is a predicted model, not a curated record.